Lolium perenne is the source of this 1242-nucleotide messenger RNA. NCBI's taxonomy places the organism in Eukaryota, Viridiplantae, Streptophyta, Magnoliopsida, Poales, Poaceae. The record is from RefSeq and is a predicted model, not a curated record.
AUGCAGACGACGCGCCCCUCCGCAGCGAUUUUUCCGCGCCCCUCCUCCACGCCGGCGCCCCUCUCCAUCGCUGCGCCACAAAAUCCCAUGGUGGCGGGGGUGGUCUUGGUGGUGGUGCUUGUCGGGGUCGGGAUGGGCUCCGGGGCGGCCUUGCUCGACGUGCCCUUCAAGGGCGGCAAGGCUGGGCUGCGUAGGGAUGCCGAGGAAGAGGCCACAGUGGCCAAGGAGGCCGCGGCGGUGGCCUUGCGUGAGAUACGCCACGAGGCGGCCAUGGCUAGGGUGGAGGCGGUGGUUCUCGAUGCUGCCAGCAUCACUAUGCGCGGGCAUCGCUGCACCGCAGCGGCAUGCAGGGAGGCGACAGAGGCGGUGGCAAUCGACAUCACCUCCAAUGCCAUUCGGGAUGCCAUGGCGACAUGCAUGGAGGCGGUGGAGCAGAAGGCGCACGAGAAGGCCAACUUCGCUAUCGAUGAUGCAGAGGAGGAGGACCACGUGGCGGAGGCGGACGUAGCUAUGGCUUGGGUCCUCCUGGGCAAGAAGGAGGAAGAGGAGGAAGCCCUCUGGCAGGUGCAGAGAGCGCACAGCAGGCCUGCUGCAAGAGAUCAUAGUCGUGGAGAGUGCAACGCCGAAGCAACAGCGAUGGUGGAAGCGGCGGCUCAGGCAGCAGCAGAGGCGGAGCGGGUCGCGGAGGAGGAGCGCACGACGCACCGGGAGGUCGAGCUCGACGCCGCCUUGCCCGACGGCGCAGGGCAUCCCAGCCAGGGUCUCGAAGGACGCGACCAGAAUGAACUUGUCGCCGGCGCACUCGAAGCGGUCGUGUACGGGGGCGGCGUCGUCGGCGAUGUCGUGGAUGACGGUGUCCGCCGGUGGGGCCGUCGGAGGGGUGCCAUCGCCGCCCGCGCCUCCGCGAGCGCCACCCCGGCGUCGGUGAGCUCGGCCCUGGCGUCGGCGAUUUGCGCCCUGGUCGCCGUGAGGCGCCCUUCUGCGCGCUCUGCCGCCUCCGCCUCCGCAACCUCCGCCUCCGCAGCCGCCUCCUCCAGGGAGGAGGUGGUCACCGUUGUCGGAGAGGAGGUGGUCACCGUCGUCGGGGAGGAGGUGGUCACCAUUUCCGGAAAGGAGGUGGCCGCCAUCAUCGGGGAGGAGGUGGUCGCCGUCAUCAGGGAGGAGGUGGUCGCCGUCAUCAGGGAGGAGGUGGUGACCGGUGCCGGAGAGGAGAGGAGAGGAGAGGAGAUGGUGAAGAAGUGA